AUGGAAAUUCUACAGAUCGAAACGGAGGUGCUGCCCGCAGCGGUGGUCGACGUUCCCGAGCGUCUGAAUCUUGGCAGAUCCAACCUCAACUUUGAUGGGCUGCUCAAGGGCGACGGACUCAAGAUUGAGGAAGACGGAGGGGCGGCAGGCUGUGGCGGCAAGCUGUGGCCCGCUGGCGAAAUGCUGGCCUACUAUCUGCUACGGAAAGGCAUUCAGUCCUAUCCCCGAGUGCUGGAAAUUGGCUCAGGUACAGGUCUGACUGGACUGGCAAUAGCCCUCUCGGAAUCAGCCCCUCCUAAUCUCAAGGUAUGGGUCACAGAUCAAGAAAACAUGAUUCCCCUGAUGAACCAGAACAUUGAGCUCAACAACCUUCAGGACAAGGUCGUCGCUGAGGUGCUUGAUUGGGGUGAGGAGCUGCCCGAGUUCCUUGAGGGACAGCCCGUCGACCUGGUCCUUGCUGCUGACUGUGUCUACCUUGAGUCGGCCUUUCCUCUGCUGGAAAAAACUCUCAUUGAUCUGUCCAACAAGGACACCAAGAUUCUCAUGAGCUACAAGAAGCGAAGAAAGGCCGACUCGCGCUUCUUUAAGAGCGUCAAGAAGCACUUUACCAUUGUGGAAAUCUCCGACUUUGAGGAGCACGCCCGGUUCAAGAAGGACGGAGUAACCCUCAUGGAGCUCAAGAAGAAGACAAAGUGA
Yarrowia lipolytica CLIB122 is the source of this 696-nucleotide messenger RNA. RefSeq lists its product as uncharacterized. Gene Ontology annotation, cellular component: cytosol; cytoplasm. Gene Ontology annotation, biological process: peptidyl-lysine methylation. Gene Ontology annotation, molecular function: protein-lysine N-methyltransferase activity. The record is from RefSeq and is a predicted model, not a curated record. Lineage: Eukaryota; Fungi; Ascomycota; Dipodascomycetes; Dipodascales.